Messenger RNA from Fulvia fulva, 732 nucleotides. RefSeq lists its product as uncharacterized. NCBI's taxonomy places the organism in Eukaryota, Fungi, Ascomycota, Dothideomycetes, Mycosphaerellales, Mycosphaerellaceae. The transcript has a single exon. The record is from RefSeq and is a predicted model, not a curated record. The coding region runs from base 1 to 732 and encodes 243 amino acids.
AUGACUUUUCAAAACGAGAUCCUAGGUACUACAACGGAUCUCAAGUCGACCCAACCAAUGGACUUCCUUCUAAACAACAUCCCAGAAGACUUUGCAAUCAUGACCCGCAGUCCCGAGACUGGUCUUUAUAGCUUCCGGGGAGGGAUCAUCAUGGGCAGUCUGGGCUGGGACCUAGGCUCAAAGAUUGGACUCCAACUACACGAGAUCCACACUCCAGUGCCGGAUUACAAGGAGAAGAUGCAGUUCUUGAUGGACCGAUUCUUUGCAAAGAUGCCGACUGACAAACCAAUACAGCGAGGGUCCUGGGGCCUCGAAGUCGACAAGCCAAUGUAUCUGCCUUUAGACGAAUGCCUUCCCUCACACGGUGAACAGGAUCCGGACCUUACAAUUGAUCGAGUACACCUUCGAGUAGACUGGCAGACUCUGCGGCGACUCCCGUUAUCUGGAGCGAUAGUGUUCAACUUCAAGUGUCUCUUGACACCAGCAACGGAGCUUAGGGAUGAACCCUACAUCCCGAGUCUGCUGCUGAAACUGCUGAAGGAAGGGAGGGAGAACUUGAUGGCGUACAAAGGGCAUCAGACUGAUCAUGUCACGAUCCCGGCUCUUGAGGUGUAUGAGAAGGAGCAGCUCGAGAAGGGAUUGAUUGAGAAGGACUGGGACCCUCAUACUCUGGAUGAGUCGCCUUCCUUCCCUGGAUGGAGGGAGAAGUGGCGUCGACAGCAGGGGGUUUGA